AAAGUGUCCUACUCUAUUUAUUUGUUUCCUUUUUAACUGUGUGGAUGAACAUUAUUUUUAAUGCACAUUUUACUUUUAAAGGCAAUAAUCCAAUGGUUGUUAAAUAAUUUCAAUGUCCUCUUGUAUCUGAAUAUGCAAUACCCAACAUCGAUAUCACCCCAAACAUUUAAGAUCGAAAUUUCAGGAGGAAACACGUAUACUUUAUAAAAUGAAACUCAGGAAAGUCUCAUCAAACCUUUUCAGAGUGAUAGUUCAAACUUUAUUUUUGAUAUUGAGUCAUAAAUAUGUCAUAGCCACUGGACCUGAGGCAUCCUCGGGAGCUGUUGAAGGUCAUCCGAAGAAAACCGCUGCAGAAAUAAAAGACAUUUUGGUAAAAUCAAAAAUCAUUCCAGACGUCAUCACCCUCCCAGCAUCUCAUGUAGUAGAGGUAGCCUAUGGAGAAUCAAUCGUGAACUUUGGUAACAAUUUAACAAAAGCGCAAGUCGCCAAAGAGCCUACAUAUUUACGAUGGCCGACCGAUAAGGACGCUUUUUACACAAUCAUUUUGUCAGACGCAGACUACCCUAGACCAGCCAAGCCGACUCUGAGAGAAUAUUUUCAUUGGCUCGUUGUAAACAUCCCUGGUUGUGACAUCCAUAAGGGAGAAGUCCUUGGAGAAUACUUAGGAAAUCAAGCUGCACGUUUCACAGGAUAUCAUCGCUUUGUCUUCACAGUUUACAGACAGCCGGGAAAAACCAAAUUUGAUGAGCAUCCAAGACCCGCUGUACCUCUUGAGUCUUAUCGAGGGCGAUUCUCGACCGAUGAGUUUGGAAGGAAAUACAAGUUUGGAGAUCCGCAUGCUGUUAAUUUCUUCAUUUCCAAAUGGAGUAACUUAGAUGGAUCAGAAUUCGUUCCAAUUUCCCAUUAUGGCAGAGACGAGGAUGCUGAAUACGAGGCGGGAAAAGAUAAUGAAGAGUUAAUUUGACGACCGCGAUUGGAUGGCCUCCUUCAUUUCCGGGUCUUGUUUAGUGCGAUUCGUCUCUGCGGAUUGGUGAGGCGUGAAGAAUCUAGUAUCGCUAUUUCUUCAUUUGGAGCUCCGGUAAAGAAGCCAUUAUUAAGGUGUUCGUUGCGAACACCCAGCUGCUUAUCGAUCCUUUUCCAUAGAUUUAAAUGAUAGAUCAAUCAAUAUAUCGCAAAACACGCCACGCUAUAUAUUGUUGCUGCGCAUAGUAACGAAUCACGCUAUACAAGACUUGUUAAUGGAGAGAUCUACUAAACACAUUUCUUACGACUUAAGUGGGAUGCUUAGUAAUAAUCUGUAAUAAAACAGGACCUUUCAUCCGAAUCAAUA
Bemisia tabaci is the source of this 1330-nucleotide messenger RNA. NCBI's taxonomy places the organism in Eukaryota, Metazoa, Arthropoda, Insecta, Hemiptera, Aleyrodidae. The record is from RefSeq and is a predicted model, not a curated record.